Messenger RNA from Exophiala spinifera, 540 nucleotides. RefSeq lists its product as uncharacterized. Bases 1 to 540 code for a protein of 179 amino acids. The transcript has a single exon. The record is from RefSeq and is a predicted model, not a curated record. NCBI's taxonomy places the organism in Eukaryota, Fungi, Ascomycota, Eurotiomycetes, Chaetothyriales, Herpotrichiellaceae.
AUGCUUCUCAGAACUGCCUUUCGACCCUCCGCAUUCCAGUCGGUCGCCAAAUCCAUACCGGCUGGAAGAGUACGGUCACCACUCAGUCGGCCAGUGCUCGUCGCUUUUGGCGUGUCCCUGGGUGCGGCGCCUUUCCUCCAUCCCUCAAACACAGCUCGACUGGACACCUCACCCUAUUCUCCUCAAGCCGCCGAAUUUAGCAGUACCCCUUACACACAUUCACGAGACGCCCGGACCCCGUUGACAAAAGAUGGAAGGACACUCAACCCUGCGGCCGUGAAGCAGAUCAGUCUAGGCGCCAUCCUAGGUCUAGGUGCAGGGGUAGUCUUGUCGGCUUUCUCAAGCAUGUUGACUCUCAUCGUCGGUCUGGGAAUUGUCCUUUGGCAGUACGCCGCGCGCAAGGGCUACAACUUUAUCCCGGUUGAACGCCUGCAACGGUAUUUCAAGAACAUCGACCUCCGAAGUGCAAUCAACGACAAUGCGGCUUUCAAGAUUAGCUUUGGCCUGUUAUUUGCUUUGACAGCAUUCGGGGAUUUCUGA